GGCCGGGCGCACAGGCCUCCAUCUGGGCAACACAGACAUUGUGAGGGGUGUAUCAACCGCCACUGCCAUGUUCCAGUGGAAUUCAGCGUCUCCUGCCCGGUGAUAAACUGCCACCUGCUCUGUGGCUCUACCUUCCACAUGUGCAAAGAGGCAGAGCAUGCGCUCCUCUGCCCUCUAGAGCAGGUUCCCUGACUCAGCUCUGAGUAUGGCUGCCCGCUCUCCAUGGCCUGCCACAAGCUGGCUAAGCAUCUGCAGGUGUACCCCGCCAGCGUGGUCUGCUGCUCCAUGGAAUGGAACCGCUGGCCCAAUGUGGACUCCGAAACCGCACUUCAUGAGAACAUCAUGAAAGAGCCCCCCAGCGAGGAGUGUUUGGACACAGCCCUGGCCCUCCAGGACCAGAACAUACUCUUCAGGUCCUUGAAAGUGGUAGAACUUUUCCCAGAAACCAGAGAUGCCACCAAGGAGCCAGCCAUGAAUGGUGACACCAGUUGGGAAGAGACUGGAGGCGCGGUGGGGGGAGCGGAUGCCAGGCCAGGACCACACUGUUGUCUGCCAGCAACCAACGGGCCAAUGAUGGAACCCAGUCAGGAGGAAUGAAAUGCCCUGGCAAAAACCAAAGAAGGAAUGGACCUGGCCAAAUUUGGCGAGUGGGAGAGUAUGUUCAGCAAGGAGCACGCGGCCUCGGUUUUAACGGGUUCCUCGGGGGAGAGAGAAGACAAGAGUGUGACUGGGAAAGAGCAGUGUUCCGGUGAUGGUAGCACUUGUGAUGCAGAGGGCUCGCCCCCUCCCCGAGGGAGAGAACCACAGGAAAGCCUGAAGCCCCAGGAUCUCCCCGUUGCCAUGGAGAUGACAGGUUUUGCCCCCUGGCAGGAUGGUGUUCUGGAAAGACUGAAAACAGCCAUAGAUGCCAAAGACUACAACAUGUAUCUGGUGCACAACGGACGUAUGCUCAUCCACUUCGGGCAGAUGCCUGCUUGCACGCCCAAGGAAAGAGACUUUGUCUAAGGCAACCUCGAGGCUCAAGAAGUGAAAACGGUUUACACCUUCAAAAUUCCUGUGAGCUACUGCGGGAAGCGAGCUCGCCUGGGAGAUGCCAUGUUGAGGUGCAGACCAAGUGAGCACAAGGCCGUAGACACUUCUGAUUUGGGCGUCUCUGUGGAGGACCUGCCCAAAUCGGAUCUCAUCAAGACCACCCUCCAGUGUGCUUUGGAAAGAGAACUCAAAGGCCAUGUCAUCUCUGAAUCCAGGAGCAUCGAUGGGCUCUUUAUGGACCUUGCCACCCAAACGUACAAUUUUGAGCCAGAGCAGUUUUCCUCAGAGACAGUGUUGGCUGACGUCCUAGGCACUGCCCAACCUGGAGGCCUGCACGUGGAGCUCCACAGUGAGUGCGUGACUCGGAGGCACAAAAAAAGCAGCUCAGCCUUCACUUUCACCUGCAACAAAUUCUUCCGGAGAGAUGAAUUUCCCCUGCACUUCAAGAAUGUCCACACAGACAUUCAGUCGUGUCUCAAUGGCUGGUUCCAGCAUCGAUGCCCUCUCGCUUACUUGGGAUGUACAUUUGUCCAAAACCACUUCCGGCCCCCUAGACAAAAAGCAAAAGUCAUCUAUAGCCAGGAGCUGAAGACCUUUGCCAUCAAGCCAGAGGUUGCUCCGGAGCUGAGUGAGGGAUGGAAGAGCGACCAGCUCUCAGGCCAUGGUAGCAAAAGCCUGAAUUCUCUAAGCAGCUUGCCGCUGGAGGUUUUGCAAUACAUUGCUGGGUUUCUGGACAGAAUCAGCCUGGCCCAGCUCUCCCAGGUGUGCGUACUGAUGAGGAACAUCUGUGCCACUUUGUUGCAAGAGAGAGGGAUGGUCCUCUUGCAGUGGAAGAAGAGGAGAUAUUCUCAUGGAGGCACCUCCUGGAAAGUCCACAGUCAGACCUGGCAGUUCAGCAGCCUCUUCUCCAAAAUCAAGAGCUGGGAGUUUAACGAAGUCACCUCCAUGUCCGAACACCUGAAAGCCUGUCCUUUCAACAUCGUGGAGCACAAGACUGACCCGAUUCGUUUGACCAGCAUGUGUCAGCCCCAAGAGCAGGCCCGGGAGAGCUUGGUGUCCAUGUUUAGGGCCCGGUCACAGGGUAGACACACCUAAAGAUUUGCACAGCACUGCUCCUGGCUUCUCAGGGUUAGUGAAAUUAGAACAGAACUGUUUGAGGACACUGUUCAUGGUCUGCUUCACUGGGUCUGAGAAUGUGUGAAGUUCUUCAGGCCUCAGCAACUACCCACAACACUAGAUUUCUGAGCUAUGGCUUGUAAGAUAGUGCCACAUUUUUGCUUUAUCUUAGUUCUUUCCUCUUUUCAUUUCCUAAAAUAGAUCUGUCUGGGAGAAAAUAAGUAGCGUAAGGCCAUUUGAAAAAAUGAACCCAAAUCCUUGGUUGACUAGAGAACCAGGAAAAUCUGUAACCAGCCUAGACUAGUGAUUCUACACUGAGCUAUCUUAUUUACAAACCACCUUCAGGUUUUUGGAGCAGGCACUACAGGAGGGAGAAGAGUCUGAGGUGUAGUGACCUCCCUAGGUAUCUCAUCUGGAAGGUUCUAGAGCUUGGUCUUCCCCGACCAUUAAGGGCUCUUUUAGCCCCCCUACUGCAUGAAAGCCCAGAUGCUUCCAACACAACCCAACAGAAUGGACCAUACUGGGCGAGCAGAGCAGUUUCAAGGACACUACAGGCCAAAGCCAAACAGUCCGUUGUGUAGAGUCUUGACAACACACACACACAAAAAAUAAGUCCUUAAAAUGAAGGAAAGGUCAAAGAUCUCUGGGAACAAAGUAGGUUGAGAGCCACUGCCCUAAAAGUUGUUGCAUCAGCAACACCAAGUUAGGAUGUGCUUCCCUUUUAGUGUGACAAAUCAGAUCUCACAGAGCUAUUCAGCAGCCAUAAUCCAAUGCAACUCUUUACCUGUUUACAAAGUAACUUUUAAACAUGUGAUGAUGCUAAAUUGAGAACCAGAUGGAGCUGAUCUACCCAAUAUGGUUUUUGCGUCCUUGGGCCACCCAUGUAAAAAUAUAUCCUCCCUCCCUGGCUUUGUUGGGGAUACCUGAAACCAGGAUAACAAUUUAUCUUAGGUUAAGUUACUCUUCCCUUAUUGGGCACCAUUUUCCAGCAAUCCUAGAAGUUCUCAUGCUAAUGAAAAACAAGGAAAGGGAGGCAGGCAUCACAGGGAACCAGCCAGCCAAGAAUUCAAAUAAUGAAGGAGUCUUGCCAAUCUGUGAGCUUGUUGUCUGGGUAUCCGGUCUCUCUGACCAUGGUUCACAGCUGGUGCAGAUGAAGAAGCUGAUGCCUCUGCAAGGGGUCAGGAAGGCAGCAGAGCAAUCCCAGACUGAAAGCGUGCUCACUUUUCACCAUCUUCCUCUCAUACUAUUGUUAACACAAAGCUAUGAUUCCUCAUCUUUAUAGUUUGGUUUGUAUUUCACCAUGCUUUUUUUGUGAGUCAUCAUUUUCUAAAACUGUAUCUAGAGUGUUCUCUAAGGCUUUGUUCAGUGAAGAGGAGUAACUGAAGAUAGCUAAGCAAUGAAGUAGGUCAAAAGAAAGUGAGUUCUUCAGGCAUCGGUUCUGAUUUCUUCCCCCAGUGGAAUGGAGUUCUCAAAGCCCUCUCAGGGUUUCUUAUUAGAGAAGUAGAGAACUACAGACCAUGGAAGCAAACACAGGCCUCUAAUUACAUGAGCCAGUAGCUGCAGAGAGACAGGGAGGCCACAGGGCUCUGCCUCCAUAAGCUGCACUGCUGGGAGCAACCUGGCCAAGGAGAGCAGUCUGCUGCCCUCCUGAUUGGGGUGUGGAUACUUCCAGUCAUACUUUCCUCCAUCAAUUCCUAUCUCAGAGCAGCGCUGAGAUGAUUGGCAUCUUCAUUUUAUAGGGGAAUCCAUUGUUUAUGUUAAAGGAAACCAAGAUUUCCCCAAGUGGUAUUCCCUGGUCCCUGGAGAUAUGCUCACUUUGUGGGAGGGCAGCCCCAGCAAAAGGGACCUUCUCUGAGGCACUGGGUUUAGUGAAUGAUUGGAUGAAGGAAACUGUAAAGAGCAGCAUGUGACAGAAGCAAGGCAUUGCCAUGUGGCUUCGGUUUAAGCAGCAGGUGAGGAGGAUGAGGAGGGACUUAUUGCAAGCAUAGAACCUAGACAGGAAGACACCCAUGAGUGGAGCCCUUUGAUGAAUAUCAUCCCCAGGAAAGGCAACCUAGAGGUGGAAAGCAGCUGAAUGUCGAGCGGGGAGGCUAUAGAACUGAAGCGCACGUGGACUUCAGCAACUUAGGGACUUGAGAAGAAAGCCUGCCUUACCAGGAAGGGUCAAAUGGGAAGCAAGGUAGGUUUAAAGCAACAACACUGUAUAAGUCUAACAUGUGAGUGAUGCCAAAUCAAACUGAAAUGGAGAACACAGUUUUACGUAUAGGUGGUGACUUAUCUGUGUAUC
Messenger RNA from Onychomys torridus (southern grasshopper mouse), 4435 nucleotides. It is a transcript of the gene Fbxo40, whose product is annotated as F-box protein 40. Gene Ontology annotation, cellular component: cytoplasm. Gene Ontology annotation, molecular function: ubiquitin protein ligase activity; zinc ion binding; protein binding. The record is from RefSeq and is a predicted model, not a curated record. The transcript is spliced from 2 exons. Lineage: Eukaryota; Metazoa; Chordata; Mammalia; Rodentia; Cricetidae. The annotation marks the transcript as partial.